CUAACACAUACAAAGUAUGUAACCUUCUGAAAAGUUUUGAUUAUUUCGAAUUCAAUCAGAGAAAGUAAUUAUUCGCCCAGUGGAGAAAGUGUUACAGGUUUUUUCGAAUUUUCACAGUAAUCCGUGAGUCAACACAGCUACGAGUGACAUAAACAUGGAAAAUCAUAAAGAGUUCGUUGAUUUAAUUACCAAACUCGGAGUUGGUACGAGGCCGGUCAAUGAUCCGUUUUUUAACGAGACGCACGAUAAGUGCAAAGUUUUUGCGAGAAAAGGAGUCGUGGCCGAGGACAACGAAGAAUUUUUGCACAAAGUCGUGAGAACGUUCCCUUGCAAUGUGUGUUCGAAGGAGUUUAAAAAUCUAUUGGAUUUCGAGUUACAUUAUAGCGAGCUUCAUCACUACAAGUGUAGCACGUGCAACAAAAGCAGACCAUCGAGUCAUCUACUGGACUUGCAUAUUCAAGAAAAUCACGACAGUUUCUUUCAAGUUCAAGCUGAAAAAAAACCAAUGUAUAGAUGUUACUUAUCCGAAUGCAAAGAUGUAUUUUUCACUCCUGCCCUGCGCAAAGAUCAUUGCAGAAACGAUCAUCAAUUUCCCGCCACAUACAGAUUCGAAGAAUUCGAUCACAAGGAGAAAAAACCGGAUGCCGAUAAAGCGGCGAAGAAAAAGGAUAAGUCCGACUCGAAGCAUCAAAGCAAGAAAAGCGAGGGUCAUAGUCAUAAGCCGGGACCAAUCGUAACGAACAAAUCUCGCACUUUUUCGAAUAGAAAUUUUUCGGUGCAACCUAUAGGUCAACCCGACGAUAGUUCACCGAUCAAGAAUGAAGAACCCAAGAAACCGUUCACGGGAUUCAUUCCGAGAUCCGUGCAGCAAAAUAUGUACGCUAAGAAGUUAACGAACAAUAAAGAAGGAACGAAAGAUGUUUUGGAGUCGGAGAGUCUCAUGGAUUUGGCUGAAACCUUACCCAGUAUUCAAGACGAAAAGGAAAAGGAACCCGAGGCUCGCAUGGAAGAAUAAAACCAAAUCCUUCGGCUUUCGUUUGAGAGGAGUAGAAAAAAAAU
This is a messenger RNA of Trichogramma pretiosum, 1059 nucleotides long. Its product is annotated as zinc finger protein 511. Bases 155 to 1015 code for a protein of 286 amino acids. The record is from RefSeq and is a predicted model, not a curated record. Lineage: Eukaryota; Metazoa; Arthropoda; Insecta; Hymenoptera; Trichogrammatidae. The transcript is spliced from 4 exons.